Molecule: messenger RNA, 2628 nt
Organism: Hordeum vulgare subsp. vulgare (domesticated barley)
Lineage: Eukaryota; Viridiplantae; Streptophyta; Magnoliopsida; Poales; Poaceae
Product: glycine-rich RNA-binding protein RZ1C-like
Exons: 2
Coding region: 988-1830 (280 amino acids)
Molecular function (GO): zinc ion binding; RNA binding
Source: RefSeq, a predicted model, not a curated record
CUUUUGUGUAAUCACCAUGUCCUUAUCAUAUAUAGCAUAUAAUAUAGCUAUCUGAUACCUUUUCUUCAGUUGUUUCGUUUGCUUUUUUGUUUGUAGUCAUAGCCAUUUUUUGUGACAAGUUGGGCGCAAAACAUGCCUGUAGUGUGCAACCUGAUCUUACUGGCUACAAAAUAAUGUAAGGGAUGUCGUUGCAGCCAAUAAAUCGUGCGGUAGCAAUUGGUAACUUUUGUGAUGAAAACCGAGGGAAGGUGAAAUUCCAGAUUUGUUUGUGGUUCGUCACGACAUUGAUGCUGUGCAGUGCUCAUGGAAUGACAGUUGAAAGAUAGCUGCUGAAGCAACAUUUGAUGUCAGCACAUUUCAGAACCAACUGCACACCUUUGACAUGUCAUGCUUGUUGGAUAUUGCCAACUGCUGUCUUCUUGUGUUGUUUUGCCAUGUUUGAAGAUUCUCUCGUGAGCUUAUUUACCAGACCAGCACGCCAGUGGUUCAGACAUCAGUGAUGGGCCUGAGAAUGUUGUUCUUGCUUGGCUAAUUUACAUUGAAAAUUUAAUAGAUGGAUCUAACUACUGAAAUGGUUUAUGUAUAUAGUCAAUAGCAUGAUAUGAUAUGAGCGGAGGUGUUACAAACAUGAGGCACACUUGGUUGGCAGUCACUUACAUGCCAAUUGAAGUUGCUUGCUUCUCAGUUAGUAGUUUGCUGCAAUUAGUUUAUUUGAUAUGAGAUGUGCUAUAGGGAUCCAUACAUGACAAGAUUAUCCAGAGCAGUCUAGUUAAUAUGGGUAACAGCAAAAGAUGGUAGCACAAGCAUUGUUUGGUUGCUCGAAUGUUUGUUUGCCCGACUGGUUGUCCGUACAACGAGCUUUGCUCUCUCAGUACAUGUUUGGUCAGAAAGGUAGUUACAGUUACACUCGGCUAUGUGACAGUUUUGAUUCGUUCUGUUGAAUUAUGAAACUCUGGAAUAACCUAAACCCAAUACUGCUCCAAGAUCAUGCUGGAGAGGCACACAAACCGCCACCGUGGCUUUGGCUUCGUGACGUUUUCAGACCCCAGGGCAGUUGAGACUGCUAUCAAUGACAUGCACAACAAAGAGUUAGAUGGUCGUACCAUUUCAGUGAACAGGGCUGAGCCAAAGUUGCAAACAGAUGACACGCGGUACAGCGGUGGUGGCGGCGGCGGUGACCGUGGGGAUUAUCGUGGUGGCAAGGGUGAUGGUCCACCCCCUGGCAAUUGCUUUGAGUGUGGCCGUGCUGGUCACUGGGCUCGUGACUGCCCUAACCCUGGUGGCGGCCGUUCGGGGCGAUUCCCUUCCAAGUUCAGUGGCGGCGGUGGCAGGGGAGACCGCUUUUCUGGAUCAGACAGGUUUGGUGACCGUUAUGUGGAUGAUCGCUAUGAUAGUGGCCGUUAUGGUGGGUACCGUGAGCCUAUUGACAGCAGAGACAGAUAUGAUGGGGGCCGUGAUCGUUAUGCCAGCGACCGGUACCCCUCUGGUGGUGACCGCUAUGGUACAGACAGGUACGGAGCAGCCCCAGACCGUUAUGCACCAAGUGGCGGUGGAGGCGGCUACGGCAGGGAGCGAGAAAGAAGCUAUGAGAGAGACACGGUGCGUGGUGGCGCCUAUGACAGGAGCGGCCCAAGGGGCGGCGCAAGCUACGACAGGGAUGGCCCAAGGGGCGGCAUCGGCGGUGGCUAUGACAGGGACGGUCCACGCGGAGGCGGUGCCGACUACGGCAGCGGAGGGCCUACCCGCUACGAGGGAGGAGGUUACAGGGAGAGGCCUGCGCCGUAUGACCGCCCCAGCAGGGGAGGAGGCCGCUUUGACGACCGCUACUAGCGACCCGUUGCUGCAGCCAGUCGAGCUAUGUAUUUGCGUUUGAACCCUUUUCAGUUUGGCAUGGCCGAAUGCUUGAUGAGUACUCUGUCGGCACCGGUUACCUCUAUUCUGUACUGCAAAUGUUACUCCCCCCCUGAGCACUGGUUGAGUUUAUCCUGCAGACUGUUUUCCAUGGUGAGUUUUGAGUCUGUGGUUGUUGGCUGUGGGCCACCUUUGCUGAACGGUUUCUGUACUUGCAUCUUAUCAUCAAUCUGUCUGAAUUUAUGAAAUCCCUGCUGCCCGGCUGUGGUUGGUAUGAAAUCUUGCUUCUCUGCUGUGGUUGAACCUGUUCUGUACCAGAAUUGGUACCCACAACUUGCUGAAUUUAUCCAUCUAUCUGCUUCCAUUGCUGAGGUGAAUUAUGCCCAUGGUUUGCUGAGGUGAAUCUGCUAUGCCAUGGUUGUUUGACUGGGUGCUAACCUUUGCUGAACGAUGUUUUAUGUAUGAUCAUGAUAUAACCAGCCUGAGCUUAUGAAACCCUGCUGCUCUGCUUUGGUUGGUAUCAUGGUGGAUCUGCAACUGCCAAGGUUCGUGUUUCGAGAAAGAGGGUCCGCAAUGAUUUGAUGAAACGAGUUUUCAGACUUGUCUUGAUAACCGUGUUACUUAGCUCAUUUUGUGUUGGCUGAGUAUGAACAAGAAUUACAGAAUCAGUUUUAGUUUUUUUUUAAAAUCACCAUGUUUCUGUAAAACGUUUGGGCAAAAUGUACCCUUUGUGCUAUGCACGAAGAAUAUAUGCUUGCUCUCUUUGAUCCUGUAAAA